Molecule: messenger RNA, 541 nt
Organism: Lolium perenne
Lineage: Eukaryota; Viridiplantae; Streptophyta; Magnoliopsida; Poales; Poaceae
Product: small ribosomal subunit protein bTHXc
Biological process (GO): plastid translation
Cellular component (GO): plastid; ribosome
Source: RefSeq, a predicted model, not a curated record
AUCCCAUCCAAUCCGUCAUCUCCCUCACUUCCCAAAUCCACACCAAUCCAACACACUGCUCCUUGCUCCCUCCAAUGGCGCUCCUCGCCGUCCAGGGCAUGGCCGUCUCCACCGCCGCCUUCCCCUCCCACCACCACGGCGCCGUAUGCUCCUCCUCGUUCGGGCUCUCAGCCACCGUAACACUCUCCCGCACCCGCACCAGCCUCGCCGCCACCGCCGUCUCGGCCCCUCUCACCCCAGUUCUUGAUGUCUACUGUGGAAGAGGGGACAGAAAGACAAAGAGAGGCAAAAGAUUCAGCCACUCAUAUGGGAAUGCACGUCCCCGUAACAAGAAGAAGGGAACAGGCCCACCACGGCUGUUCGCCCCGCCAGCGCCUCCCAGGAAGGACCAGUUCGAAGACGGGGAGAUCAUCGCAAUCGAGAUUGAUGAAGACAUCAUGGAAAGGAUGGAAUAGGCUUUCUGAAUUUUCCCUUAUUUCACGGUUUCCCUGCCUUCUGUGAAGUACAAUUCCUCGAGAGUAAUUAUUUUGUCAUCAUCCUA